Messenger RNA from Bubalus bubalis (water buffalo), 7879 nucleotides. RefSeq names its product RAB11 family interacting protein 4 (gene RAB11FIP4). Gene Ontology annotation, molecular function: calcium ion binding. Bases 40 to 1953 code for a protein of 637 amino acids. Gene Ontology annotation, biological process: regulation of cytokinesis; endocytic recycling. Gene Ontology annotation, cellular component: recycling endosome membrane; endocytic vesicle; midbody. The record is from RefSeq and is a predicted model, not a curated record. NCBI's taxonomy places the organism in Eukaryota, Metazoa, Chordata, Mammalia, Artiodactyla, Bovidae. The transcript is spliced from 15 exons.
GCGGGCGCGGGGCUCGGGCUAGCUGCGGGGCCGGCCCGGAUGGCGGGCGGCGCGGGCUGGGCGGGCGCCCCCGCGGCUCUGCUGCGCUCAGUGCGCCGCCUGCGCGAGGUGUUCGAGGUGUGCGGCCGCGACCCCGACGGCUUCUUGCGCGUGGAACGCGUCGCGGCGCUCGGACUGCGCUUUGGCCAAGGCGAGGAGGUGGAAAAACUCGUGAAGUAUUUGGAUCCCAACGACCUGGGGAGAAUCAACUUCAAGGACUUUUGCCGAGGGGUGUUCGCCAUGAAAGGGUGUGAGGAGCUGCUGAAGGACGUGCUGUCUGUGGAGAGCGCUGGGACGCUGCCCUGCGCACCCGAGAUCCCAGACUGUGUGGAGCCGGGCAGCGAGGUGCCAGACCCCACCUUUGCUGAUGGCGAGCUCCUGCCCACAGAGCCAGACCUCUUUCCCGAGGAUGAGGAUGAGGCCAUGACGCUGGCCCCGCCCGAGGGCCCCCAGGAGUCGGACAUGGAGGGCCCCGUGGAGAGCACUCGGAGCCUGGAGGGACCGGUCGGAAUUCCUGCCGAGAAGGAUGCGGGUCUAGGAGGCCUGUUCCUGCCCGAGGACAAGUCCCUGGGCCACCCUCCAUCCGUGACCACGUCAGACCUCUCCACGCACUCCACCACCUCGCUCAUCAGCAACGAGGAGCAGUUUGAGGACUACGGGGAGGCAGAUGACGUGGACUGUGCCCCCAGCAGCCCCUGCCCGGACGACGAGACCAGGACCAACGUCUACUCGGACCUGGGGUCGUCAGUGUCCUCCAGCGCGGGGCAGACGCCUCGAAAGAUGCGGCAUGCAUACAACAGCGAGCUGCUGGAUGUUUACUGCUCUCAGUGCUGCAAGAAAAUCAACCUGCUUAACGACCUGGAAGCCCGGCUAAAAAACCUGAAGGCCAAUAGCCCCAAUCGAAAGAUCUCCAGCACAGCCUUCGGACGGCAGCUCAUGCACAGCAGCAACUUUAGCAGCAGCAACGGCAGCACCGAGGACCUGUUCCGGGACAGCAUCGACUCCUGUGACAACGACAUCACAGAGAAGGUGAGCUUCCUGGAAAAAAAGGUGACAGAGCUGGAGAACGACAGCCUGACCAACGGGGACCUGAAGAGCAAGCUGAAGCAGGAGAAUACACAGCUGGUGCACAGGGUGCACGAGCUGGAGGAGAUGGUGAAGGAUCAGGAGACCACGGCCGAGCAGGCCCUGGAGGAGGAGGCGAGGCGCCACCGCGAAGCCUACAGCAAGCUGGAGCGCGAGCGCAGCACGGAGAUCGAGCUGCUCACCACCAGGGUGCAGCAAUUAGAGGAAGAAAACACCGAGCUUAGAACAACGGUGACUCGGCUCAAGUCACAAACAGAGAAGCUGGAUGAGGAGCGGCAGCGCAUGUCCGACCGGCUGGAGGACACCAGCCUGCGGCUCAAGGAUGAGAUGGACCUGUACAAGCGCAUGAUGGACAAGCUGCGGCACAACCGCCUCGAGUUCCAGAAGGAGCGGGAGGCGACGCAGGAGCUCAUUGAAGACUUGCGGAAGGAGCUGGAGCACCUGCAGAUGUACAAGCUGGACUGCGAGCGGCCGGGCAGGGGCCGCAGCUCGUCCUCCAGCCUCGGCGAGUUCAACGCCAGGGCCCGAGAGGUCGAGUUGGAACACGAGGUCAAGCGGCUCAAGCAGGAGAAUCACAAGCUGCGAGAUCAGAAUGAUGACUUGAAUGGGCAAAUCUUGAGCCUCAGCCUCUACGAAGCCAAGAACCUCUUUGCCACCCAGACCAAAGCCCAGUCCCUGGCAGCGGAAAUAGACACAGCCUCUCGUGAUGAGCUCAUGGAAGCCCUCAAGGAACAGGAGGAGAUCAACUUCCGGCUGAGGCAGUACAUGGACAAGAUCAUCCUCGCCAUCCUGGACCACAACCCCUCCAUCCUUGAGAUCAAACACUGAGACGAGGGUGGCUGGCUGCAGAGCAGCCGCAGGACCCCCAGCCCCCAGGAUUCAGGGGCAGAACCCCGCCCGAGGAUGCGGCCCGGGCCGGGCCUCCCACGCACACUGUAAAUGUGUCUCUGGCCACCGCUGUGUAAUGUGUACUGGUGUGUAUGUGGGGAGGCCGUGCACACAGCAGAGCGUGAGCCUGGGCAGCAGCCGUGGUGCCAUCUGCGCCGUCAGCUGUCCUUGUGUUUUGCGGUCCCUUUGCGAGGGGCAGAGGGUCGUGGAGGCGGGCGGGGGCGAGGUCAGCCGUCAGGAGUUACUGUAAUGACGAGAGCUAGGGGAAGCUUGCAUUUCAGAUACUGGACAAAAUGAUUCUACCUCUGGGGACAAGGAUUGAAAAGCAUUCUAGUACGACAGGCUCUUUGACCCCCAUCCCUGUUUCCCCCUGGGAGCGGGGGCAAAGUGAUGACCCCUUCCAGGAGCUUGAAUGCCUCACCAACCUCUUCGGCCACCUUUCAGGCCCAGGUGCUUGAGUUCGGAGAGAAGGAAGGAGGUGGUGGGGGAGGACGUGUCGGGGGUCCUCACAAGCCCUUCCUGCAGCCAGCAGCCCCCUGUGCAGCUUGUGCACGGUGUAUCCAAAGGACUCAGGCCUGCAGAGGAGCUGGAGGUGCGGGGGUUGGGGAUGGGGGCAGCCGUCAUCCUGAGGGUUCUUGGCACUUUGAGAGUUCUCCGUAAACCUGCCCAUCCCUGCUCACCUACCUCUCCUUUUCUGUCUUGGUUUUGUUUUUUAAGACCAUGAAAAACAAGCGGCAUUCACUUGGGUAUACAUGAAGGAUUCAAAGAAAAGGGAACGGGGUGGGGACAGUCUAGGGCACGCGUUGACAUUGGGCAGCCAAAGACACGAUCACUUCCCUGUCAGCCUCCUUUCCGGGGUCUGCCUUGUAGGAGAGAGGCGUGGAUGGACCCUCUCGACAGCUCCCAAGGGCUGGGAGGGGGCCUUGCUCACCUGUCCCUGGUCACAGCCUUAGGUUUGGGUUUUCAGAAUCUAUGCUCUGGGUUUGGCUCUGCCGGACAGUGAGGCCCCUCUGUCCCAGCCUCUAGAAACACGCCUGUAUUCGGGUCUCAGCUGUGCUGGUGUGAGAGACAGUCGGGGAAGCUGCAGGGAAAUCUUAGUCUUCCAUGCUGGUGGUGGUGGUUGGUGGGUUAGUCUCUCGGUUGUGUCCAAUUCCUUGCAACCCCAAGGACUCCAGCCACCAGGCUCCUCUGUCCAUGGGGUUCUCCAGGCAAGAUACUGGAGUGGGUUGCUAUUUCCUCCUCCAGGGCAUCUUCCUGACCCAGGGAUCAAAUCCACGCCUCCUGCCUCUGCAGGCAGAUUCUUUUACCACUGAGCCACCUGGGAAGCCCAGUUAACAGACUUUAAGGGAACAAAAAGGUCAAAAGACAUAGCUGUGACCAGGCCAUGGCUAUACUUGAACCGCAACAGAAAUAAUAAGUUAGUGCGGACUCCCAGUUCUGUUUCAAAGGUAAAGAUCAGCCUGGUGACACAGUGGAAACACCCUCUGAUCUUUCAUGUGAUCUUUUGUUCUAGGCGGCUGGGAGCAGAUAUGGUACUUUUCUUUGAGUUUUCCAGUUUGUCUCAAUUUUGUGUGGCUUGUGAACCGUAUCCUUAAUCCAAAUACAGAUAAAUGCGCAUGGUCUUACUUCCAACAUCCUCCCCCCUCCACCCGCCACUGCCGUUUGUUUCCUUCAGCACUUCUCCUAUGAAAGAGAAGGUUUGGGCAUGUUGGGGACACGUGUGUGCAGAGGAGAGAGGGCUGGGAGGGUGAGCAGGGACCUGGGGACUCGGAUGUGUUCCCAGUGACAGAGCAGGGCUGCGGCCAAGACUGGUCUUCAUCCCGUUCCAGUCACUCGCAUUGGAUUUUGUGACUUCUGUUUAAGCAUGUGCAUGGAUCUGAUCCCAGGACUUUGGGGCCACCCGCACCAAGAAGACGAGGAUGGGGGGUGGGGCAUCAGUCUCCUGGGAGUCUCUCGACCCCGCAGGACGCUGGUCUCUUUGGGGCCCCCAGGGGUCUAAGCAGAAGCGGCAGUGGAAGGAAGGGAUGGGGAGUGGGUCUCUUGAGAAUUUGCUAAGAGGAAGGAAUGGCAUGAAUGAAGACCGGAAAGCUGAUGAUUCACGCUGCGGUUUCGGUCUGGGUUUUAUAUGAGAAGGCAUCCUGCAGAGAGGCCAGCCGGAUCCGGGUCCUGGCCUGUGGGGGUGGGGCUCGCCCUGGGGGAGGAGCAUUUUAGGGGUGACCGUGUAUAUGCUCUUUAGCUGCACUGAUGUGGAAUUCCAGGGGAGGCCGCAGAGGCCUGAGUUUAUAACAGAGUCAGAAUGUGGCAUGGAGUCUCCACCCAGGGGAAAGUGGGUGGAGAAAGCUGUCAGCCUGAAGGGGGCUCCACGGGAGCAGACUCCCCCAGGAAGCUCUGGUCGGAAAGCCUCCUCCGGACCUGGUCUGAGAACCGGGCUGACUUUAAAUUGAGGCUGAGUUCCAUUUAACACAUGCCCCAAGUUAAAUCCAACCUUCUUCAACCAUAAUACAUCCAAUAGGCUUGUUCAGAUCCUGUAGCUUUUUAGCCUGAGAGGGGGCGAUGCCACAGGGGUUCCAAGCCACAGCCCCUGUGCGGGUUCUAGAUCGGGGUCCCGGUGGGCAGAGCCUGCUCCCCCUGUAUUUUCUCCUUGUUUCCUGGUUGAAGGUUGUGCUUUUAUCUCUCGGUGGUGUGGGGCUGCUGGAGAAUAUACAGGAUGCCCUGUGAAAUGUGAAUUUCAGGCAAAACAAAUAAUUUUCAGUAGGUGUUCCAUACAAUACUUGGGAUCUAUGCAGUGACUUGUCUGCAGGUUUUAGAGGUGGUUUCGGGGUGAGGGGAGGGGGUUCUGCUGCAGGCUCACAUUUGACAUGACCCUGGGCGGUCCUCACAUUUAAUCAGAGCCCCAGCAAAAUUUGUUGAACCAGCAAGUCAGUGUCUAAACACAAAUUAACUUUGAAUUGCCAGAGUUAGAUAAGUUAUUUUAAAUUUGCAGAUUCUUUGAGAAUUGUCAAAGAGAAAUUAUCCUUUAUCUGUAAACUCCUAAUCUAUUUCUGACCUGUUAAAAACACAGAGUUUGACAACCUCCCAAAGUACCCAAACCUGAAAUAGUAAUAGUGAUUCUCAACUUGGGCUGUGCAUUGGAAUCACUGGGGAGAUUUUUUUAAAUGCUGCUGCCUGGGCCUCCAGAGAUUUGGAUUCAGUUGGUGUGGGUAUGGCCCAGGCACCUAACUGUUUAGAGAGCUCCCCAAGUGAUGGUAAUGUGCAGCCAAGGUUGCAACUUCUAGGAAGCGGUUGGCCAGAGGCAGAGAAAACCUCUGCUGGGCUUGUUAACCUAGGUGCUAGGUAAAAUUGAAUUCCCUUGCUGAGACGGUGGCUUUUCCUUUAAUGAUGUCAGAUGGUGAGACGUUAGCAGACGCCCUCACACCCACAAGGGGAGGCCAGAUGCCUUCAGGAAUGGGUAGAUCCAGCUGUUCUCAGGAGCCUGGAAAGUGAAAGUCGCUCAGUCAUAUCGAUUCUUUGGGACCCCAUGGACUAUACAGUCCAUGGAAUUCUCCCCUUCUCCAGGGGAUCUUCCCAACCCAGAGACUGAACCCAGGUCUCCCACAUUGCAGGCGAUUCUUUACCGGCUGAGCCACCAGCCUAGGGGUUAGCAAACCUGAGUGGGCAGGUUGGUCUCUGCCUGUUGCUCAUGGAGUCGGUGGGUGGCAGGUGUUGGGAUGUAUCAGUCACAGGCCCAGUGAUUAAAGCGAGAGCAGAACAGAGUGGGGGUGGGUGCUGAAAGCAGCCCCAGAAAUAGUGGCUACCUUCUGGCAUAGCUGAGCCCAAGGGGAUUCCCGCUUUCUGAUCUGUUUUCAGGUUGGGUGGAUAAAGGUCACCACACCAGCAUCCCUCCCCAGCCCUGGAGGCUCCAGGCUCUAGUCUGCCAAACUCCUGGCCCAGCCAGGUUCUGGGGGUCAGGAAGGUAGGCUCUUUUGUUCCAAUGAAGGACUUAGUAGCAGGGAAGAGACCUGCAGGGGCCAGUGGGGCCUGGUGGACCAGGGAGAAAUUAAGUCCUCUUUUUGUGCUGCAUAGGUGUGUGGGUUUAAUGCAUUAUCAAAUUUAAACCUAAGAGCUAAUUAUAGACGCGAUCAGAACAGGGGAUGUAUUGGGAUGGUUGCGGUGCCCAGGCAAUGACUUUGUUCGCCUGGCAGAUUUACAGCGACUCUCUUAAGGGCUGAGGUGGGUUGUAGACUGAGGAGGGAGCAGUGCAGAACUUCAGAACUUUCCUCUAGGGCAGCCCCUCUCCUGUGAUGCUUCAGGCUGGUGAGGGGACGGACACCUGGGUGACUUUGAGCAAGUCCCUUCCCUCUGCUGACCUUAAGGAUCUCCAGACCCUGCCAGCCCAUUCUGAGCAGGCCCGUGAGUGGGCAGGGAGCACGAGGGGCCGGAGCCAUGGGCCUGCCUGCCUGCCCGCCCGCCCGCCCUUCUGCCACACUCCUCUUUCUUGGGGAAACAGGCUGCCUUCUAGAAAGAUCUGUUUCUAAAAGCGUAGACCCUGCGAAGCUAGAUGUCACAUGACAUUGGUGCUCCGACCUCGUAGGUUUCUCUCUCCAUUUUCGUUGUGACCAUAAAGGAGGGCCGUCUGCCUGGCGCCACCAGCAGGGGGUGGCUGAGCUGGGCAUCCCGGGGCCACCCCAUCGGCGGUCUAGGCGCUGCAAGCUCUGGAGACAGGCUUCCCUCCCGGCCCUCAGCUUUGCUGUGCUGCACAGGCUGUGUGUUGUCUGCAUGGUUUGGGGUCAUUGUCUUUGUGCCUUCUCCCCCCUCCACCCCCCAUCACCCUGUACAGGAGUUCCCACGUUUCCACUGCCCCCUUUUCUACGUCCUCUUGGUUACCCUGGCCCUGCUUCUGCCCGAGCCCUGCAAAGUGUACAAAGCAGCCCUUUUGUGUCCACGCACCUCUGCCCCAUGAGGCUGACCCCCCCCGCACGCCGUCCCCAGGCCCUCCACAUGCUCAGCCACUCAGACUCGCUAACCUGGGACAUGUUUCAUUCCGGUCCCUAGCUUGGGGGUCCUGGGCCCACUCAGCGCCUCACCCAGCCUGCCGCUCUUUAGGAACCCUGCACACUAUAAAAGCCUCUCUGUGUGCAAAGCAGCUUCUCCUACAAACUGCUUCCCGAGUGGGUGUCAGUACCUGUAGCUGGCAGAGUGUACCUUUUCUCACCUGGGGCGUUGGCCUGGCAGUGAUUGUCAUGGGUCUGCAGCCACUCUGUGGGCCCCUGGGAGGAUGCACCCGGGGCCCCCAGAAGAAGCUCCAGCUGCGUGGCUCCCAGGGCUUGACGCUGGGCCUGGGUUCAGGGCCAUCGCCAUCUGCUGUCUGAACAGCUUCAGACCCCAAGCAGGCAGAAGGAAGAGGCUUCAGGCUGCGUCCCCCCACCUGCCAUUAACAACCGCCGAGCUCUUCCGCCCAAGGUGCUCAGACCUGGGUGCCGUUAAAUCCCCGGUGAUGUCAGGACCUUGCAUCACUGAGGCGCCCAGCUCCUUCCACUUUCUCAGCUGGGUCUCCAGAGCCGAGAGGGAUGAGCUGCACGCAAAGGCUCAUCCAGGGGGUCAUCAGGUGCCUCUGACGCAUCGUGGGAUUUCACCCGAGUCUUCUGCCCCUGGAGCCUCCAUCCAGAAGCAGGCUUAGCUCUGGGGCUGGGGCGAGACCUCCACGUCCAGGCCCCAGCGUGGGGAGAGGGGGUUGAGGCUCCAAGGCUGAGUCCUAGGGUCCCGAGCCCUCUGCCUCCCGCCUGCUCCCGGGCCAAAAAGGAGCAGGCUUGCUUGCAGAGGCAGGCUCCCUGGGGAACUCUCGUGUACAGACCAAGAUGUAAAUAAACACUUUGCUUUUCUUGCCUGA